Molecule: messenger RNA, 16160 nt
Organism: Microcebus murinus (gray mouse lemur)
Lineage: Eukaryota; Metazoa; Chordata; Mammalia; Primates; Cheirogaleidae
Source: RefSeq, a predicted model, not a curated record
AAUCACGAGUUGCUGUGAGAGAAAAAUUAGAGGUACAGGAGAAAGCACGUUGAGAACAUUUUUUCAACCUAAAAGUCCUGGAAUGCAAUGGAAAAGAUUAUCUUAUUAUGAUUGUAGCAAUUUAAACUUGUGUCUUUUCUCGCUUCCUUGUGUUAACCUUCCCUUUCUCCUCCAUUUGUGUGCUUGCAAUAAGUAGAGAUGUAUGAGCUACUGCUAGCAUGCUUUGGCUAAAAUCUAUUGCAAAAUUCACAAAGCAAAGAGCAGGUGCAAUGUGAUCUUCAGGAUAAGUUAUUUCAUUAGAAUGCAUUUCUGAAUGUGAAAAAUCAAUAUCACUUCAGAGGAAAUUUCUGGAAUAACUGAAUAUACCCACAUAUCACCAUAUUGAUUUGAAUGGAAUGUCUGAAAUAAUUUUAGCUCUGAUUUUUUUAAGCACCUAGGACAAAAGGGAGAUUCUGUAAGUUACAUAGAUGACUAUGUCAGACAGUGGUGAUGUUUCUUUUUCAGGACAAAUCUUGAGUGUGGACAUAACUCUUGAGAAGUUUUUACAAGGGUCCAGGCACCAGACCAUGGUUUAUAAGACACUCUACCUGCCUUUCUGGCUCAUCUCCUGUCUUUCCCACUUUGGUCUCUCUGUUCUCGGUUUCUGUCUGUCCAUCAAGCCAUGAAAACUAUCUCACUGCCAUUGCAAAAUUGGUUCCCUCUGUUUAGAAUGCUCUCUCCCUCAACUUCACCUCGUUAAUCUCUACUUACUUUUCAGAACUCACCUCAGAUAACAUUUUCUCAAAGUGAGUGUCCAAGCCCGUGGGCUGCUCCUGCUUAGCUCCUCAUAGCACAUUUCCCUCAAAACCUGUCUCAGUUUGUGAUUAAAUACUUUGUCAUGGUUUAUUUUCUACCUUGUCCUCAUUUGAGCUCUCUUAGAAGGAGGUCAUUUUUUUUUUUUUAUGGUCACCAGCAAUUCCAUGUACCUACUAAAAGAUCUGGCAGACAGUAGGUGCUAAAAAACAACUGGAAUAAAAACAAUUACUAAAUAAAUGAAUACACGAGUUCUCUAUAACAACACAGCUUCUCAAAUACAAGCCUUUGGACCAGAGGGGCCUGAUGUUGCUCUUCUACAUCCUGCCAGAGAGAAUGAUCUAGACAUGGUUUGCAAUAGACUUAGCUCAGAGAGAAAACGUUGAUCAGGAAGAGUGCUCCGCUAUUAUCUUUCCCUAUCAACCCAUUUGUAUGUGUGGGUGGAGGGGAUAAAGUCCAAACUGUUCAUGACAUGCAAAGUGCUCCAUGAUGUGGCUUUGGGGUCUUCUUCCUCCAUUUUCCAUUCACAGCCUGUGCUCCUACCAUGCAGAUCUGCUGAACAUGCUAUGCCAAUUCCAGCUUCUGUGCCUUCCUCCUGCCUUUUGAAUGCUUUUCCCUAGUGGGAAAGUAUGUAACAUAAGGUCAAGAGCUCUAGCUUUAGAGUCAGGGAGAUGUGGAUCUGAAUCUUGGUUCUAAUAGUUGGUAGAUCUUGGACUUCUUAGGGCUCAGUUUCCUCAUUUUAAAAAAAAGUUAGUGCAAUAUCUACCUCAUACAGCUGUUGUAAUUAUUAAAUUUGCAAAUGUAUGUAAAAGGUUUAUUGCUUUGAGUGGCACAUAAGUGCUCAUUAAGUAGUGGUGAUAUUGUUACAUCUUACUGGAAAACUCUUCUCAUUUGGAGUCUAGUCAAAGGUCAUUUGAAGCCUCUUCCAAUUCUCCUAGACAGGCUAAGGGGCAGCUUACCCACUGCACCUUAUGUUCACCUCUGUUAUACUAAAUAUUCUAUCAUUCUCUAAUUUUUUGUACAUCUAUUUUUCCAACUAACUGUAAUGUUCUUAGAGACAUGGUCCAAAUAUUCCUUGAAUGUGUUUUCAGCACCGAGGACAAUACCAGAUAUAGUAAAGGCCAGAUAACUAUCUUUCAAUGAAUAAAUAAAUGAAUUAGUUCUAAACCAGUUAAAAAAAAUAUAUUCGAUAGAGCAAGAAAAAUUGGACCAGACAUUUUGAUUGGCUCUUUAAUUUGCUCACAUGUCUUGUGUAUAUGUCAAUCAUAUUUAGUCUUUCUGCUGAAAGGUCUGCACGCUAUUGGCAACCCUGGUCUUUAAGAAAACAUUAUGCAAUGACUAAAUGGUGGCUUUAUUUCAUUCUCUUCACUAUUUGCAUUGGAAAACAGCUACUUCACACAUUUACCAAUGAGUUUUUAUAAGGUAGGGUUUUUUUGUUGUUAGCCUCAGGUUCUCAGCAUGUGAUACUACAAUGUUUUUGCUCCAGAUUUGCAAGUGCAGUGGUGUUAGUUCUCAAAUCGGUUUGUCACAUGGAAAAUGUUCUACAACAAAGAGGAUUAAUUGUUUUUCUCAUGUAAAUGUUUUGAAAUGGAAGGAGGCCCAUCUCUUAUUGGAUUCUGGUGGGCUAUAACUCUCCCCCUAGCCUCACUUCCUAGCAAACCCUGACUUGUACCCUAUACUGCAUCAGAACUAGUCAGCCUACAGUUUCCCACAUUGUUUCAUGCUCCUGUACUUUUGUCCAAGCUGCUUGCUCAAGAUGCCUGGAGUGUCUCCCAAGAAUCCAUUCAGGGGUCACUUUCCUUAGGAGGCCUUCCUUGAAUGGCCUAAUAUGGCUCAGUUUCCUCCCCUUACUGCUCCUCAAUCCUGUCCUUUGCUUUGAUGGGGAUGUGUAUGUUGAGGGUGGGCAGUUCAACCUAAUGUUAAAAAAAUACUUUUUGGAGUUAGACAGCCUGAGACUGAAUUUGAGUUCCACUACUAACUAGCCUUGUGAUCUUGGGCAAGUUACUAACUCUCUCUUCAGAGAUUUUAUUUUCUUCCAUGAAAUGAGGCAUCUUUGCAGGGCAGAUGUGAAUAUUAACAAGGAACUCUUAUGCACCACAUUAAAAGAAUCUAUUUAGGUAUUUACCUCUCCUACAGGACCCAGAGUGACAAACUCUUCCAGGUUGCCUGGCACUGAGGGGAUUCCCAGAAUGUGGGAUGUCCAGCAUUAAAACCAGGGCAGUCACAGGUAAAUAAGGAUGGCUGGUCACAUUCACCUUCCCUAGAUCAUAAAUAACCUGAAGGUAGGAACUCUGACUUCUAAUCUUUAUCUUCCCACUGCUGAGCACAUGGCGUUUUAAGCAGCAACCUGCAGUGGUAGGAGGUCAAUGGCCAUGUAUCACCCAGGGAACUUUCUCACCUUUUCCAAUCAUGCAUAUGUUUUCCUGUCCUGAAGAUUCCUCCACACCUCCACCCCAACCUCCAUCCCUACCACAUUUGAAAACCAAUAUAUCAGUUGGCUAUUGCUGCAUAACAAACCAUUCUAAAACUUAGUGGAGCAGAUGGUCAAUUAACUCAUGAGUCUAUAAGUUAGCUGGGGAGCUUGACUUAUCUAGGAUGGCUUUCUUAAUGUAUCUGCAGGGUUAGUUUGCAAGUCAGAUGAGUUUUCUAAUCUUGGCUGGGCUCCCAAACAUGAUUGUGGCCCCAGCUAGAAUGAAUUGGCUUCUCAGCUCUGCUUUCUGUGCCCCUCAUCCCCCAGUAAACUGGUCUAGGCUUGUUCUCAUGCUGGAGGCAGGGGGCCGAGGGAUAACAGAAGUGUGUGAGGCCCCUAGAGCCAAGGCUGGGAGCUGGCUCACCAUCACUGCUAUUGCAUUCUUUUGGCCAAUUAAAGGCACAUGGCCAGCCCAGAUUUAAGGGGAAGAGAAAUAGAUGCCACUGUUUGAGCUGCAGAGUCACAUAGCAAAGGGCAUAACUACAUGGACCAGUGUAAGGAUUGUGGCCAAUUUUAAAAGCUAUCACAACUACUAACCUGACACAAAGCUGAUGCUCAAUAAAUGUUUAAACUCAAAGCGACUUUCUAAGUCACGUAAUUGUCCAGUACCUGCUAUAUAUCUGAAAGUAUGCUCCUCACUACUCUUAAAAAAACAGCAAGAUCUGGGAGGUGUGGUGUCUAGAAAUCGAGGGAAGUUUGUACAGCAGGUAGGUUUGCAGGAGGUUAUAACAUAGUGUUAUUACAAUGCUAAAGUAUUGUUGCUGGGAAGGGAUAUAUGCAAAUAAAGCCCUAAAUGGGGGGUGGGAAAACCCUCAGCUGGCCAAUUUAAGAAAGUUUUACAAGUUGACCUCAGAAAGGAACAUGAGCUUGACAUUGACAAUCUGGGGUCCUCCUGAAUUGGAGACAGAUUGGGUGUCUGCCUUAGAGAAGAAGAAAGCAUCAAAGAGGGCUCCAGGGCAUUAAGGGCAGGGAUGCUUCUUACAACUAUGUGCAUAUAGCCUUGGUAUUUUCAGGUACAUCCACCAACCGGUGUUCAUCAUGUUUGCUGGCACAUUCAUUAUUCAAUUAAAGAAUUUUAAUGACAACUUUGGGGAAAUCAUAUGGUUGGGCCCCAAUCGCUGGUGAAGUGGAAAACAGUGAAAACAAAAGCACUAGGCUAAAGAGGAGCCAUUUAAUUUGAUAUUUUUUAGUUCAAUGAGCUAAACAGCUGAAUUAAUUAAAACCUACUUUAGGGCCACUUUAUAUACUUAGCCAGCACAAACAGGAUCUCAAGGCCUCGAGGGGCUGUGGGUGAGAAGACCUUAAACAGUAGCAGCAAGCUGCGGUUUUAGAAAUGCAUGUUGUUUGAAAAUCGCACACUCUUGCAGAGGAACACUGGGGUUUAUUGUGGGUGUGGGAAUAAGCAAGGUCAUAGCUGUAGAGUAAAAAGACCUGGGAGGGUGGUGAUUUGGGGGUGGGGGAUGAAUUAAACUCAGGCAAUCUUUGCAGAACACAAAAGUACUAUUACUAGACCAUAGCCUGCAAGAGAAAAAAAAAUAAAGCUCGCCUAAGCAAGUUGUCCAAAAGGAAUCUAACUCAGAUGGAAGUCUGUCUGUGGGCUGUGGAUUCAGGAUUCCAGGGUGUGCUGCUGGGCUGUGGAGUGGCGAACCUGGGAUUCAGGCCAGGCAGGUUCCUGCAUAAUCCUGCUUAUUGCAUGACUUUGGGCAAGUCACUUCAGCCACUUUGGUCCCGGUCACCUCAUCAGGGAAAUGGAUAAUAUUAUCACAACAGCACCUCUAAGAUAAGGCCAAUAGCUGACAAAUACUAUUGCAUACAUAGCACAAGCUGAUGUUAGUUGUUGAUAUUAUCAUGGUGAACCUUAUAAUCUCAUGAUUCACAGGAACCCUUGGUACUCAGUUGGAAUUGUGUCAUUGAUGAUGGCUUGUGUCUACCUUCUCCAUGUUUAUAGGCACUUUUUGUAGGCAGGUGUAGCAGAUAUGCUGUUGGUGACCCACUGAUACUCACUGUUCUGCUGAAGGCUUCUUGAUGUAUCUACCUGCAAAUACAGCAGGCUGGAAGUACAUACGUGGGACUUAAUGUCCCCCAGGAACAGCCCUUAAACAGCUACAAAGGGGAGUUGGUGAAUACAUACCCCAGCUUCUUCCCGCAUUGAGUGGGGCAACUCUGCAGUGAUUUUAAUUCUCUCUUAGUGUUCCCAGUGGGAUUGAGCUGCAGUUGACUCACUACAUAGACAACAUGUGUGUGUUCACCCCUGGUGUUGGCUGUAUGCCCUGCCCUGCCUCACUUCUCUCCCCUACUGGUGCUUCUGGGAACUGCCUCCCAAAUAAGCCACUUGCAUUAAAAUCUUUGUGCCGUAAGACAGUAGGGACUAUGUCUGAUUCAUUUCUGAAGAGCAGCACUUUAAUUGUGAAGGCAUAGAUAAAUGUUUGCUACAGGAAGUUUGAAUUUUUUUUUAAAGCCAGUCAGAUUUAGCAGUGGGGGGUGGGGGGGUAGAAUACCAACUGUAGUGACAAUAAUGUUAGUAAGUUCUGAUAACUCAAUACCAUCAGACUGGCUGGGAGUUUGAAUUUAAGUUCUACCCUCUGAGGCUCUAACAAGUAAGUUGAUUCUGUUCUUCUCAUGACAAUUCUUUGUGCCAACCUAUAUUUCAUUCAAUUCCCUCCCAACCAACCUUUGCCUUGCCAAAUCUUAUCUUCUCCAAAAGCUGCAUUUCCAAUUCUUUUAAACUUUUCUCUCAUGACUUGGUUUCAGGUUUUCUCCCUAUCCUAGAUUCUGUGUUUAUCUAGACAUAAUCAAAUGGUGGCAGAUCAAAACAGAGCCUAGUAAUGAACUUGAUGUUUGCUCUGUGGCCAGGUAUUGUGGUAAUUGUUGCAGGCAAUGUCCUAAAUCCUCAGUUUGAUCAGAUACAUGGCUAUGUUCUACAGCUUCUGGGUAAAGCCUUGAGUCUUUCUCAAAUACCUUGUAUAUGUUUAUGCCCUUUGACCUCAAGAUGUAAAAUUCAUUCAGUUAUUUGUUCAAUAAACAUUCACCAGGUCUACCAUAUGGACAGGCUUUGGGUUAGGCUCUGGGCUUAUAAAAUUUGAGACAAAUGCCUGCAUUUGAAAAGCUCAAUGUAGUCAUCCAGGAAGCAUAGUAGACACAUAAUACAUCAUUUUAGACUGAAAGAGUCAUGCAAAAAGAUCAUUAUGGUGCAAUAUGAUCAAUGCUAUGUGACAUAGCAGUAAUUCUCAUAGUGUGGUCCUUGGACAUGAAUCACAUCACCUAAAACUUGGAAAUGUAGACCCCAUCCCUUCAGACCUAUGUAAUCAGAAACUCAGGGGCUGGGGCCAGCAGUCAGUAUUUUAACUAGUCCUCUAGUGAUUCUGAUGCUCUCUGGAGUUUGAGAACCAUUGUGACAGGGAGAAGUAGAGGGUUCUAUGGCAGAAGAGAGAAGAUUCUGGCUGUAUCUAAGUGUGUGUUUAUACAUGAGUGUAGAGACAGUUGGGUGUCUAUGGGAAGAGAAAUCAAGGAAGGCUUCCUGGAGUAGGAAACCCUGAAGUAACACUUGAAGGGGUAGUAUGAGAGUGUUGGCUGUAUCUGGGCUUGGUGCAAACCCAUCUCAAGGUGACCUAAAUAAUUUAAAGCCCAGAUAUUCCUAAUGGUGAGUCAAAAACAGAGUUUCAUCACAAUUGUGUCUUGAUUAAAGACAAAUCAUUACUUGACAGUUUAUAAUCACAGAAUGGGAAAUUUCAGGAACACAUUUUGACAUGAUAGAAAAACCUUGUUUUAGCAAAGGAUCCCCCGGGGUUUCUCCUAAACAAUUUUGCCCUUCCUUCUUCCCUUUCUCUCCUAUGGUGAUUUUAAACCUUUUAAGGGCAGGACCUUCCUAACUUGAUUUUCCCUUCUUAAAUCUUCAAGACCCCAGCCCAAUGCCCAUUGCGUAGUGUUCAAGGAGUAUUUCUCAAUUUGAUUUCCCAGGAACAAGUGGUGCAAAGCAGGUUGUCCAUGCUCCAUUCUUUUGGCCCACAUGCUACUAAGCAAUUGGUUUAAGUGAUUGUAAAUGAAAAUGGCUAAAUUGAACAGAACAGAUGUUUUCCUGUUGCAGAGACAUAACCUACCUGUGGGAAUGAUUUCGAGGUGUGGGUGUUGCAUGUUGUUCUUUGUGGUCCCUAGAGUCUAAAUUACACAUAUUGACAAAGCAACCCUAUAGUGCAGGUGAUUUUUAUUGUUACAGAAUAAUAUAGAGUAUAAUUAGCAUGUACAAAUGAUAGUAAUUCUUAAUGCCCGUGUAAUGCUUUCUAUUUUACAAAUCUCAUUCACAUCCAUUAACUCACCUGAUCCUUACAACUUUGUGAAGGAGGCAUUGGCAGGUGUUGUUAGAAUCUUUCUCAGGCGGGGGACCUAUGGUGGAACCAGUGUAUGUAGCACCACUUCUGCUGUGCUCUGUUGGUCAAAGCAGUCACAGGUGAGCCCACCUUCAAGAGGAGGGAAAAUAAAUCUCACCUCUCAAUGGGAGAUGGCAAAGAAGUUGCACCAUCUUUAAUCUACUACAGUGACCUUGGUAUUCAACAUUUCUGAGCCUUGUUUCAUCUGUAAAAUGAAGAUAAUACAUCGUAAGCUUUGUAGUAGGAGCUCAGAUAGUGGCAAUUAUAAUAAUCUCCAACCAGUAGGAAAAUCAAUGGAUUUAUUUUAAGAAGGGAAUAACUGGCCAUAGUUUGUGGCUAUAUGGAAAGACAUUCAAUAAAGGAAAGAAGGCAAGUAUUAAGUAAGAACUUUGUUGUGGAGUCUUAAACACUAUCAUCUAAUUUCCAGGUUGGUUGUCUUCCUUAAAGCUAACUCUUAUAAAGUGUUUUCUAUAUGCCAAACACCGUUUUAGGUUUUUACACUUAUUAACUAGUUUAAUCCUCACAACCGCCCUGUGAGGUUUGUGGGAUUGUUAUUGUUUCCAUUUCACUGUUGAAUAAACUGAGGCACAGAGUGGUUAAAGAGUUUGCUUGAGUGAAUGGCAGAAGCAGCAUCUGACAUGUUUGUCCACAUGCUGUGCUUGUCACAUUCUCAUACUCAGCUACCUAUCAAAAGUCAUUCCUCCCAUUGCAGGACAGGAGUACUUACCUUGAAGAGAAACAAUUAAAUCACAAUUUGUCCCAGAUUUUUAAAUAUAGUAAGUUUGGACUUCCCAAUAAAAUGCUGAGAAAUUUUAAAAAAUUGAGAAACUUGAAAGAAGGCAGAUCAGAUAUCUGUUCAAGGUCCUCAUGGAAUUCUGCCAGGAGCCCUUCAAUGCUUGCUAUGAGGUAAUUGCCUCUUUCUUAAAAACCUCCCCUGGGACCCGAGCUACCAGUGGGCACAGAAUAUUGAGCAGUCCUCUCUCUGAGACUUGGGGUUUUUCAUCUACUUUUAAGUAUACAUUUGUCAACUUCCAGAAUUAUAGACAUCCUUGACAGUGUUUCCUAAUAUUUUCUCCCCAUGGGGUGAGGCAAUUGAAUUAUUCAUAGUUUCUGUUUAUGGACCUUUGGUAUUCAGCAAAGCACAGGCAAAAACUUGGAAAGAUCAACAUGUUCAGAGAAUCAGUAUUCUAAAAGGGCAUUUGUCAAGUGGCAUUUCUAGUUUGCUGCCUGAACCUUAAGAAUAGAUAACUGAAUUAAUUAAUGAAAAAAUAGAAUACAUCAUUCAGAGGUAGUGAUCGGUACUAAUGAAGUCCAUGCAUCUAAUAAAGAUGAAACCAAGUCAAUUGGAAAACAAAUUGCCAAAAUUCUAAAUUAUGGCUCUGCUGGUAGUUGUUUGAGUUGGGCUAAUUAUUAGCUAAUUUUAACAGACCUCAUAUUUUGGUUGCACCUCCGAGCAAGUGAAUAUAGUGGUGGAUUGUGGUCUUCUAGAUGAAAUGCCAAAUUUGCUGAAAGGGAAGUACAUUUCAUUUGCUCAUUGCCAGUGAAGAACCUACUAAUCAAUGCAAAAUGAUGCAGGGAAAAAAUACAGUCAGUUGAACUAUGUUUGGAGAUAUGACCAUGUUUUCACUACUAUAGUCAGAAUUUUACCUUACCUGAGCCAUCUAUGUAGUCACUGUGAUUUGGUAAGAAUGGAGGCAUAGUAACCUCCAUCAUGGUCUCCUCACCUUCAAAUUUACCUUCUGUGAAAUGAGGCAGAUGUCAUGGGCAAUAAAGGUUCUUAGAUAAGAAAUCUGCAUGAAAGGAGGAGUAAUUUCCCAAAGGCAAAACAGGUAGCUAAACUAGUGAACAAAAAGGCAAUAAUAUAUUAGAUUUGGAGAGGACAACUUAGGAGGUAAGUGGGUGGGCAAAGGAAUGACAUGGAUGUUAGAAGUGGGUUCUAGUUGCAAUUCUGCUAAUAUUUAUCUGGGUGACCUUGGGCAAGUUCAUUAGGGAGUUGGUUGGACUUGACAGUCUUUAAGGGACUUUUCAUCUGUCUAACACCAUCACUUUGAGUCUCAACAACAGUUGGAGUCCAUGAGAGACGGUUAUUCAGCCACUCCUUGCAUACAGAUGUGGCAGAAGGUGCUGUUGCUCACCCACCAGUAUCUGUGGUCUUCUUUGUCUCCAGGCACAGCCAGACUUAAUUUCUCAGUCUCUCCUUAUGAGCCCGUGAGUUUGAGUUCUGACCAAUAGAAUAUGAAAAGAAAUGACGUACAGCUUCUAGGCCUGGCUCAUAGAAGAAUCUCAACUUCAACCCUUGAGCUCCUUAUCCAUCAUUUGGCUAAAUGAAAAGCACUCCGAGGGCUUAGAAGAUGGCAGUGCCAUAAGAUGAAGGGAACCUGGGUCCCUGGGUGACUCGAUGGAGCAGAGUUUUCCUUAUUGCACCGCCUUCCAUCGUAUUAUGACAUGAGCAAUAAAGAACAUUUUGUGCUGUGAAACCUGAAAAUUCAAGAGUGUGUGUUAUUGCAAUCAAUCUACCUUGAUGUAAAGAGGUGAGAAACUCAGAACUUUAAAAGACAACUCUAAUUACUGGUUCAACAUAUACAAUAGCCACCAUGCUUUGGGUACUUACCAUAUGCUAGGCAGCAAGAUGGGAAAUUUGAGGACCACGGACACUAAAGACCUUGCCUGAGAUCACAGGGCUCUUAAGGGCACACCUGGGCCCUACGCAGAUCUUGUGACUCAACACUGUGUGAUUUCACAGAACAAAGGGGGAAACUACAUCUUCUCUGGAGUGUAAAUUACAAGGCUGCCUAAAACUCCAGAGCUUUGUCAAGAUGAGCCAACUGAAGACGCAAAGUGGCUAAGUGGGCUGCCCAAAUUCAUACAACUACUAUUUCCUUGGCUUCUUUCGAUGACGAUUCCUGACUCGUGGCCCUGGCAAUCUUGGGAAAACAUUAUCCGAUUUCUUCGAUCCAGACCCCAGGGUCCCCUUUUCCCCAGCAUCACCCCCAGCCAGCCUGGACACAUUGAUUGCCUCAUCUUCUAGGAAAUUCCAUUCAGCAAGACAUGGUGGUGAACCCUGGCUCCAAGUCUUCAUGAUUGAAGAACUCUUUUGCAUAACACAAAGCACUCGAAAAGAGUGAGUGAAAUGUGCAGCUGGGGGUGUCGUUUCUGAAGGGAGGAGUCUUUCUCUCGGAGAGGAGUCCUCAAUGAGCCUGGCCGCGGCCCGGGAUCUGUGUGAAGUGGACUAAGGAUUAAGUAGGAUGUCAACUGAGACAGAACUUCAAGUAGCUGUGAAAACCAGCGCCAAGAAAGACUCCAGAAAGAAAGGUCAGGAUCGCAGUGAAGCCACUUUGAUAAAGAGGUUUAAAGGCGAAGGGGUCCGGUACAAAGCCAAGUUGAUCGGGAUUGAUGAAGUUUCCGCGGCUCGGGGAGACAAGUUAUGUCAGGAUUCCAUGAUGAAACUCAAGGGCGUUGUUGCUGGCGCUCGUUCCAAAGGAGAACACAAACAGAAAAUCUUUUUAACCAUCUCCUUUGGAGGAAUCAAAAUCUUUGAUGAGAAGACAGGGGCCCUUCAGCACCAUCAUGCUGUUCACGAAAUCUCCUACAUCGCGAAGGACAUCACAGACCACCGGGCCUUUGGAUACGUGUGUGGGAAGGAAGGGAAUCACAGAUUCGUGGCCAUAAAAACAGCCCAGGCAGCUGAACCUGUUAUUCUGGACUUGAGAGAUCUCUUUCAACUCAUUUAUGAAUUGAAGCAAAGAGAAGAAUUAGAAAAAAAGGCACAAAAGGAUAAGCAGUGCGAACAAGCUGUGUACCAGACAAUUUUGGAAGAGGAUGUUGAAGACCCUGUGUACCAGUACAUUGUGUUUGAGGCUGGACACGAGCCAAUCCGUGAUCCCGAAAUGGAAGAAAACAUUUAUCAGGUUCCUACCAGCCAAAAGAAGGAAGGUGUUUAUGAUGUGCCAAAAAGUCAACCUGUAAGUAAUGGCCCUUCGUUUGAGGAUUUUGAGGAGCGGUUUGCUGCGGCCACCCCGAACAGAAACCUGCCCGUGGACUUUGAUGAGAUUUUUGAGGCAACAAAGGCUGUGACCCAAUUAGAACUUUUUGGGGACAUGUCCACCCCCCCUGAUAUAACCUCUCCCCCCACUCCUGCAACUCCAGGUGAUGCCUUUAUCCCAUCUUCAUCUCAGACACUUCCGGCGAGUGCAGAUGUGUUUAGCUCUGUACCUUUCGGCACUGCUGCUGUACCCUCAGGGGGAGAGAAAGCGGUGAGCAGGGGAGGAGAUAGAGUCAGCUCCCCACAGACCUCUUCAGACCCGAUGGAUAGACGGCAUCCGGCUCAUUUGGUGCCGACUUGAGGAAGAAGAGGUUCCCCAGACAAAGGAGGAAAAUCCUGUGGGAUAACAACAAACUGCCAACAGUGAAUUGGGAGGGUGAUGGGAUUCUUAGCGAUUUGAAAGUGUUUGUUCUGUGUUUCAGAUAUUCUUUAAAAUGUAAAUACUAUUUUACAACAGAGACAAAAUGUGUAUAGUCACAGUAUUACAGGUGCAUUACAGAUGGGUGGGUCCCUGGGAUGUUACCUUGUUUCCAUGGCGUUGGUCACUCCGCGUAGCCGGGCCACUCACUUGGAAAGAGUUAAAGGUGAUAUUUGUUCUGUUUUUCACAUACAUGGGAACCUUAAGGAGUCUUGUGUUUUCCUUUUACUACAUAUUUGAAAUCUGUGGCUUUAUCUUUCUCAACUUUAUUCUCAUAAAUGGCAAAUGGAGUUUGAAUAUUUUACAAUACAAAUCUCCCUGCAAUUUUUUCUAUAAAUAAUUACUUCUAAUUGCAUAGUGUUAGAAGCAAAUUCUUGCCACCAAAUAUAAAUCUUGCUUUUUAUUCAAAGUAAAUUAAAAAUUCAUACCCUGUUCUAAAAUAGUUAUAGUUAUUCCUCAUGAACCAAGGGAUCAUUAUGAACUUCUAGAAGCAACAAAUGUUGGUAGCCACUAGAUCUAACUGUGUGGUCUGCAACCCCCAGGCCACAGCCUGGUACAGUCUAUGGCCUGUCAGGAAACCAACCACACAUCACUGCCUGAGCUCCACGCCAUGCCCUCCCCAACCCCUGACUCCCUAACCCUCAACUCCCAGUCCAUGGAAAAGUUGUCUUCCAUGAAACGGGUCCUUUGUGCCAAAAAGGUUGGGGACCUCUGAUCCAACCUACAGUUUAGACUCUGCAGGUAGUCUAGAAAUGUAUUCUAUUGCUAAGCUUCCCAAUCUAAUCUGCCCCUAAUACAGGAUAGUGGCCAUGACUAGUUUUCUUUACCUAAAGUAGAUAUUCAAAUCUCCUUGGGAUUAGUGUGAUAAAAUAUGUCAUUUUAAAUAAGGAUAACGGUUUUCUGUCAGAAAUUCACCACUCUCUAUGCUUUUUCAGUCUGUUCAAAAUACCGAUGCUUUGUCCCCUUUGUGUUAUCUGUAAAGAUGAUGGGAACUUAAGGCCCACACCUACUAAUUUGCAGCCAUGUUCAUUCCACAGUGUUCACUGGGUGCCUACUAUGUGCCAGCUCCUGCUCUAGGUGCUUGAGGUGUGUCACUGAAUGCAACAGACAGAGAGCUUACCAGCUACUGGGGACACAGGAAGUAACAUGAAAAUUAGAAACUUGUGUAGUAUGUUAGGAAACGAGAAGUGGCCUGGACAAAAGGAAAUGCAGAGCAGAGCAGGGUGUGGGCUCCAGAGGCCAGGUGCUAGUGCAGGCUGUGGUCAGGAGAGAGGCUCUGGCCAGGUGAGGAGCAAGCAGACUGGAGGGAGGAGCAGGAAGUCACAGCAGAUGUCAGAGUUCAGGGUUUUUUCAGGCGAGGAGUGACUGGGCACACCUCAUCUCCACCCCUUCUCUAUAAACAAGAGGUUUGUACUAGAUGCAAUCUUGCAUCUCUGCCAGCCCUAACUGUUCAUUCAGAGCACCCUGAGGACCUGCCCGGGCCAGGCCCAGCACUGCUCUGGGCCUUCUUCCAAGCCUGUGCCAGGUUAGGGGCUUGAAAGACCAGGGUUUUGGUCCUGCAACUUAACCAGCCCUGUUACAAACGGUAGACAAGCCAUUUCCGCACAUCCAAGAUUUGCUUUCUUCAGCGGUUAAAAAAAAAUGAAAUAGAUAGAUUAUCUCCAAGAUUUAAAAUUUCAGAAUGUGAGUCUAAAAUUAAUUUCAGUUAGCAUAGUUUUGCUUUCUUACCAACAAUAACAAAAGUAGGCUUUGAUUGGUGUUAAACUGUGUGCCCUUUUCCUCCUUUAACUGGCCUUAAAAAUCUCUGCAGCUGUUGAAUCUCCAUCUCUGUGUCACUAAUUGUCCAGCCAGUGAGAGAGAGACAGGGAAAUGAACCGGGGUGUGCAGUAUGAUGGGUGGGCUAGCUGCUGGGGGCUUUGGAAUUUAGCGGGCUGAGUUUGAAUCCUGGUUCAGCCAUUUAUCUAUAAGCUUUAGACUCCUGGGCAAAUUACUCAACCUGUCAGAGCCAGAGCUUCUUCAUCUGUAUAACUGGGUAGAAAAUAAUACUUACCUUGCAACAAUAUCGUUAGAAUUAAAUGAGAAAAUAAAGUUAAGUGCCUUGAAAAAUGCUGGUACAUCGUAGAUACUUGUGGAGAGUACUGCUAUUAUUAUUAUAUUAUUCUCAUUUCUAAAGUAGAAGAAAAUAUGUCCCAUCCUGCCUAUAUUAUUUUUUCUUUAUUUUCCAUUUUUUAAAAAAUGCAUAUAAUAAAGCUCAGGUCUUCGGUCUCUUGAAUGCUCAUGGCAGAGGUAGCUGGGUGUCCUGGCGAAUGUACUAUGUGUAAAUAUAGGAUCUGCCACCAACCAGCUGCAUAAUAUUCAGCCUCAGGCAACUUGCCUGUAAAAUGGGGAUGAUCACAAUUCUACCUCGUAGAGCUGUGCUGAGGAUUGCCUGAGUAAAUCCAUUCAGUAAGACAUUUGUAACGGUAUCUGGCAGUGUUUUUACAUAAGUAAGCACUCAGCAGACGUUAGCUACACAGUCCGUCAGUAGUCCUGCAUGUGCUGUCCAAACACUGCGUGGCCGUGACAAGUCUUGCCCUCAUGGAGCUGCAAGUUCUCAUGCACACAUUAAAGAGAGAGCAAUCACGGCUCCCCUAGAUGCUUGCUGUGAGCAUCAGCUUCACAAAAAUGUCAGCUCCACUAGGGCAAGCAUUAUUUUUUUAACUGUCUUGUUCUUUGCUGCAGCUCCAGAGGCUGAAACAGUGAUUGGCACCUAGUAGGGAUGUUUUUGAAUGCAUCAGUCAAUCAAACGAGAGAUGAUGUGGGCAAGAGCUGCCAUACAAGUUUCAUAUACAUGUUGGAGGCGUCCUUUAGUUUUCACUGUUUUUCUUCUAUUUCAGUCUGCUUUUUGUUUUCUUUUUUUCAAAUAAGGGGGGUAUCCCCAGGUGCCAGCAUCUGGUUAUAAAUGACAGUUUUCAUCAUUUUUUUUUUUAAAAAAUCUAGCUGCAAGGCAGCAAUGCAGGCGUUCCUUUCACCUCAUAGCCAGGAGAUGUGCGAGUGAUCUGAACUCCAUGGCGUAAACAGAUGCUCCUCACCACCCCCUCCCUCUACUGUCGAACAUUAAUAGCAAACAGUUAAUAAGCUGUUAAGUGGCUGCAGUGGCAGCCACCAGACAGCUCCCCAUGUCCAGUGCAACCGCAGUCCUGCCACUGAGGUGCCCAGGCGUGCACAGGCCACAUGGUCAGAGAUCCUUCGCUCACAGGCUAGGGGGAGCCCGGGCUGCAGGGACCUCCUAGGCACAGGGAAUGAGACCUGCAAGCUCUCAAACAUGACACCCAAUUACCCUGUGCUACCUGCUUUUCCUUUUGAAUAUUGUACUUUGGUCUGGAGCAGAUGGCAUGAAGCCAGAGAGACAUGCUAAUAGCUCUCUCCAGAAAAGUGUGCACAGCCCAUCUGUUAAUGCCUUGUGAAGAAGAAAAAAAAAUGAUGGGAGGGGGAAAAAAAAAAAACCUGCCACCAACAGUAUAAUCAUCAGAGAUCACAGCACUUAUGGAUCUUGGAGUUUAAUUGUGCUCUUGGAAGAAUGCAGUGAAGGCAUUGAUUUCUCUGACUUGUUCACCUUGGUGUGGGGCCUUUCUCCAGGCCCAGGCAUCUAUGGAGCUGUUGAUGUGUGCCAAAAGCAGUGCUAGGCAGAGAGGAGAGACAGGAAGUAAAGGGUUCUACCAGCAGGUGGUUUCUAGUCUCACAAGGGAAGACAGAAUAACUAGGCAAUUACAAAGCAGUGUGACAAGUGUCAUGCUAGAGGUGAGCACAGGGGACUGUGGAAGCCCAGAGAAGGACCAACGGAGCACAUAGGGCAGGGAAAGCAUCCAGCAGAGAUGAUGGGAAACUGAAUCCCAAAGAGCAAAUAAGGGCCAGCCAUGUGAAGAAGCAGGAGGUGUCUUUCCAGGCAAAUGGACCCGCAGAGACAAGAGAUGGUAGGUUGCGUAUUAAUGUUUGCAACUUCUGGCGACCAAGGUGCCAGUGAGGAAGCCAGCUGAAGACGGGGAUAAGGAGGUGGGAGGGGCUGACCCCCAAGUGCAUGUGAGCCAAGCUGAG